Molecule: messenger RNA, 450 nt
Organism: Kwoniella botswanensis
Lineage: Eukaryota; Fungi; Basidiomycota; Tremellomycetes; Tremellales; Cryptococcaceae
Product: ubiquitin-conjugating enzyme E2 N
Exons: 6
Coding region: 1-450 (149 amino acids)
Source: RefSeq, a predicted model, not a curated record
AUGUCAGGUUUGCCCAAGCGUAUUUUGAAGGAGACAGAACGUCUUAUGGCAGAUUCACCACCUGGUAUAUCAGCAGCACCCAAGGAUGAUAAUUUGAGACAUUUCGAUGUGACUGUUGCUGGACCGGAGUCAUCGCCAUAUGAAGGAGGUAUAUUCAAGCUCGAGCUGUUCUUACCUGAAGAGUAUCCUAUGAACCCACCAAAAGUAAGAUUCUUAACCAAAAUCUAUCACCCAAAUAUCGACAAACUCGGUAGAAUCUGUCUCGAUAUUCUGAAAGAUAAAUGGUCUCCAGCAUUGCAAAUCCGAACUGUCCUCCUCUCCAUCCAAGCUCUUCUGGGAGCUCCCAACCCCGAUGAUCCCCUCGCCAACGACGUAGCGCAGAACUGGAAAGAGAACCAGAGUGCAGCCAUCGCCCAAGCUAAAGAAUGGACCAGGCAAUAUGCUAAUUAA